Molecule: messenger RNA, 488 nt
Organism: Salvia hispanica
Lineage: Eukaryota; Viridiplantae; Streptophyta; Magnoliopsida; Lamiales; Lamiaceae
Product: 2,3-bisphosphoglycerate-dependent phosphoglycerate mutase
Source: RefSeq, a predicted model, not a curated record
UUUCAUUCUCAACCGAAACCCUAGAAAGGAUUUCUAAAACCCCAAAUCUGUUGAAGAAGAGAAAAAUGACGCAGAAGGGAAAUCUCUUCAAAGGGCAGAAGAAAAGUAAAUCAGUUCCUCUCAAUCGACAUGGAAAAAUGGCCCAUACGCGAAAAGGAAAGAAAGUUGCGAAGCCAUCAAAGGUCACUAAAGCGAUGGAUGCUGAUAGGGAGGUGAGCAAGUUUAUAAACCACUGCAAUGAGAUGAAAGCUGUGACAAUUGCUAAUAAAGAUGGUGGGUAUUUGAGCAUUGUUAAAUCACCAACAGAGUCCUCAAGUGGUGGUGGUGGGAAGAAGUAGUUGUUGGUCCACUGCAGGCAUGAAGAGAACAUUGUGUACUAGAACCUGUUUUUUUUGUCUGUGAGAUGGAGACAAAGAUCUCUGAGUUCAAACUCAAAUUUCUAUUAAUUUGCCUAUAUAAAAAGAAAAUACUUUUCUUUUUCUUUUUUA